Molecule: messenger RNA, 2277 nt
Organism: Penicillium digitatum Pd1
Lineage: Eukaryota; Fungi; Ascomycota; Eurotiomycetes; Eurotiales; Aspergillaceae
Source: RefSeq, a predicted model, not a curated record
AUGAUUGCGAAAAUUCUUGUUACCCGAUUUCUCCGUGAAAAUCCAGAUGGAGACACAGAAUAUGCGGAGAGAAAUGGGCAAAUCCUGGUUCCACGAGUGCUAGAACAUCUGGAGGCGAACAAGACUAUGAACAGCAUUACCGAUACCGAUGUUAUAUCAGAGCUCAAUUUCCACCAACUUCAGCAACCUCUCCGACUGUCCAGGAAACUUGAUAACCCCCCUGGUUUUGUUGUUGAUUCGCAGAUGACAGAGCUCCCAGUCGGCUGCAUUGGAAUCGAAGUACACUCGUUUGGUCUGAAUAAAUGGGAUUUUCAACCAGACUAUCUUGAUUGGGAAACAGACGACACACUCGGGCUGGAGUGUAGUGGUAUAGUAUACAAAGUCGGCGCCGGCGUCCACGGCAUCACCGUGGGCGACCGAGUUGCAUGUCUCGGAGCUGGGACUGCGAGAAGCUUUUAUCACGAUCGGGCGUCGGCUUUUCAGAGAAUCGAUGACGAAAUGACACUACAGAUGGCUUCAGCUUUGCCUCUAGCAUAUACCAUUGCGUAUUAUGUUGUGAACCACCUGUCGAUAGUUGAGUCGAAUGAUGCCAUUCUCGUCCAUGAUGCCGGAAGCCAUUUCGGCCAAGCACUUCUAGAAGUGUACCUAUUGAAAGACGCUCGAAUCUUUGCGACGGUCCAAAACCCCAGCGAGAAGGGCUUGCUGAGCUCGAAAUUUGGAAUUCCCGAGGGGCAUGUCUUCAUCAGCGGGAAGGAUGAUAUAGCCAAGGAGAUUUUGCGUUUGACUGAUGGCAAGAAAGCAAACAUCGUAGUCACAUUCGAGACCGCAGAUGACAAAGUUCUCCAGAGCUGCACUGCAAAAUUUGGGCGGUUCAUUCAACUUCGAACAAGCAAACUCAAGUCUCGACUGCUAUCAUGUCCUCCGAACACGUCCUUGUCUACAGUGAAUAUCUUUGAGCUCCAAAAGGAGCGGAUGGACCUUGCGAACCGGAUAUGGCCAAAGGUCUUUCGCUACUUCGUCGAAGGAAGACUCAAAGGGCCUGGCUUUAUUGAUGCACAUCAUGUUUCACAUAUUCAAGACGCAAUAAUGGCGGCUCAAAGCCGGCAGCAUGUUGUGGUUCAUGUGGAAGAGAAUGAUCUUGUGAAGGCUACACUCCCCAAGUCCACGCCGCCAUUGUUCCAUGCAAAUGCGUCAUACAUGCUGGUUGGUGGGCUUGGUGGAAUUGGGAGGGUGGUUGCCUUGUGGAUGGCGGAGAAUGGAGCAAAGAGCCUAAUUUUCGUUAAUCGAAGCGGCCUCUCAAAGUACCAGGCUCAAAUGACAGUGAGAAAUCUGGUCGAAAAAGGUGUACAGAUAACCACCCGCGCUUGUGAUAUAUCCGACGAGACUGAAGUACAGCAAAUGAUUCAUGAUCUGUCUUACUGCGCACCUCCAAUACGGGGGCUGAUACAGGCAGCCAUGGUUCUUAAGGACGUUCACAUUGAAAACAUGAGAUUGGACGAGUAUCGGGAUGUUACGGGCCCGAAGUAUUAUGGCACAUGGAAUUUGCACAGACAUCUUCCUACGGAUCUUGACUUCUUUCUGAUGUUGUCGUCUAUUAGCGGCGUCAUUGGGAAUGCCACACAGGCUGCAUAUGCCGCUGGCAGCACUUUCAUGGACGCAUUCGCCGCUUAUCGAAGAAGUUUAGGCCUUUCAGCAGCAUCUUUGGACCUCGGAACGAUCACAGAUGUUGGUCAUUUGGCUGAAAACCAGGAUCUUGCGGUCAAGAUGGAACGACAGGGAUUCCAGGGUACUGAUGUAAUAACUCUUUUAUCCCUGAUUCAAGUUGCAAUCUCCCAGUCGACGAGCGGAGGAGCACAAUUUGUGACUGGUCUUGGUCGAUGGAAAGAAACGGUGUCACUUGGGAACUUUAAUGCGCCUUUGUUUUCCCAUUUCCGAUUCAAAUUCCAGGGUUAUGCCGGAUCAACUGCACUCGGCGACUCGAUGGAAGGAUUGAAGAUUGAAAUCGGUGGUGCAAAGACGGUGGAUCAAGCCGCCGUUGUCAUCUGCAACGCUUUGAGCAGGAAAAUUGCCUCCCAUCUCUCCGUCUCAGUUGAAAAUAUCAAUCCUUCUAAUCCAGUCUCCGAGUAUGGAGUUGACUCCCAUGUGGCAGUGGAGUUGCGCAACUGGAUAUCACGAUCCAUGGAUUGCACUAUUCCCAUUUUGGAAAUCCUCGCAAUGUCUAUGUUGGAAUUAUCUCAUCGGAUUGCGAGCAAGCGAUUUGAGGGAAAGUCGGAGUGA